AUGUCUACUAACUCAUCAAGAACCCUUCAUGAUGAAGAGACGCUUUCCAUGAAGAAUAUUGAAGUGAUUGGAAGCCCUACACCAUCCUUACAUCAAGUACUAACCAACUCUGUGACUUCCAUGAGAAGAAGUGUGCAAUCGAUAUAUUCAGUCUCGGGAGGGUUGAAUUCUUCGGUAAAGCCUUCUGCUCGUUUAAAGAGGGUGAGUAAUGGCGGUCCAAUGGGAAGAGGGCUCGUUUCUUCCAAGAGCUUUAUUGCAAGUCCUGGUGUUCGACCUAUUGAAUUGGAAUCCAUCCGAGCUAAGAAGAAGCAACGAAAGGGAUUUUGUAGCAUUCCACUCACAGUUACAUGUCUAAGCGUUUCGCUUGUAUUUCUAACAACUCUCAUUGUGUGGGUUGUUUGUCUAGGUGUACAUUUUCAACUCUCAGCCAAUUCUACAAAUUCAUUCAUGUCUAGUCAAAAUGUUCAAACUGGUAGAGCUCUCCAGUAUGUUGUAAAUAGCCUAUCAAGAGAUUUGGAAGAUUUAAUCUCACAAUUGAAAAUUCACUCCAUAUCUCAAUCUCUUUCUUCCUAUUCCCAAGUUGAAUUGAUAAGAAACUUAUUAUUACAAAAGAAUAUUGUUCUAGGGCAUGAAAUUGGAGGAAUUUUCAUUUCAUAUGAUUCAUCUCAUGAUUUGAUUGCUACCAAGACUCUUUCAUCAAGUACUAUCAAUUUCCAAACAAUAAUUCAAUCAUUAUCUGACAAGGAGAAACUCUCUCAAGAGAUUGGUAUUGCUGAUGCUAAGAACUAUCUCAUUGAAAAAAAACUGACUAGCCUGCCAUCUGUAAAUACCUCGCUCAGUUCCCUCAUUGUCACAAAACCAAUACUUGCUCAAUUAUGUUCAGAGUCAACAUUAGAGAUGAAGAUUAUUUCUCCAACAACAAUUAUAGAGCCUGUAGUUUCCUCUAACAUUGGAGCCAUAUCCAAAAGACUGUACAAUUCAAAUAAUGAGUCAUAUGGAUGCAUUGGUUAUAUUUUGAGUGAGGACUACAUUAGAACAUUGUUAACAUCAGAUCCUCAAUAUGGAUUCGUUCUUGUUAAGAAUAACAAUCCACUGAUAACCACAACCUCACCUAAUUCAUACAAGAUUGAUUCUUCUUUCAUUUCAACCUUUACAGGAGCUGUGGUAAGAGUAGAUUUGGCCAGUUCUUCAUUGGUAUCUUCAGGUUUCUCCCUUCAAAAUAGUGUCUAUGAUGGUUUUUGGAAUUUGAUAAUGGUUAAAAGUUAUGAAGAUAACAGCAGCACAGGAUUCAUGGCCAUUCUUGUAAUGCUCGUACCAAUUGGUACUAUUGUGGCUGCUAUCACUUCUUUGAUGAUUGUGGAUAGGUGCUUUAUGAGAACCAUUAGACAGUUGACUGAUAGUUUCCGAGAUGUAAGAACCUUAAAAUUAAACUCAGAUGGAGUGAAUCAAUCUAUGGCCAUCAAAAGCAGCUAUAAAGAAAUUGCUGAUCUUGCUGAAAACUUUAGAGGCAUUCACUGUAACAUUACCAGUUUCACUAAAUACGUUCCAACUUGUGUAUCCCAAGAGUUGAUGACCAACAGAAAGACUGCAGUGCUAGGUCUUGAAGAUAUUCUAUGUGUUGUUUCAUUCCUUGAUAUUAAGAACUUUACUUCAUACAGUGAAAAGUUGACACCAAACCAGUUAGUAAGAGUCAUGUCAGAUGCAUUUGAAGGUCUCACCAGUUUGGUAUUAGAUGGUGGAGGAAUUCUGGACAAAUAUAUUGGCGAUUGUGUCAGUAAGUAUUAUUACUUCAUUCAGUGGAUUAUUUACAUUUGCAAGUGUCUGUAA
This is a messenger RNA of Naegleria gruberi, 1827 nucleotides long. RefSeq lists its product as uncharacterized. Lineage: Eukaryota; Heterolobosea; Eutetramitea; Acrasida; Naegleriidae. The transcript has a single exon. Gene Ontology annotation, biological process: intracellular signal transduction; cyclic nucleotide biosynthetic process. The coding region runs from base 1 to 1827 and encodes 608 amino acids. The record is from RefSeq and is a predicted model, not a curated record.